AUGGAAGCAGAAUUAGCUUACAGUGAUUCAAGUGAUGAAAAGUCUCCCCAACUCUUACAAACUUCAAGACUUCGCAACAGUCAUUUACAGAGUCCCGAAAUAGAUACAACCAAGACAAUCGACUCGAGCAUCAGUAAAGAACAAAAACCAAAGAACCCCAGAAAAUACAUCAACCGUGACAUUGCAGAUGAAGUAUUGAAAGCCUACCAAACACGUGUUCUACCAGGAGAUAGGUUGAUAUACAAUGAUGCCGAUAUACUGGAUUUUGCCCGAUCAACAAUGAAGAAAAAUGACUCCGCAAAAAGUCCCCUUUCCAUUAAUGUUGUCAAUAUUCAGAACAACAACUGUGUUAAAUUUUUAUCUCCGAAUUUCAAAAAAUUUAUCGCAGACCAAGUUCAAGAUCACGAAAUUGAUGCUGAGAUAGGAGAUUUGGAAUCUCUGGCGAAAUGUUUGGAUGAGAACCCAAUCAAAAGGUCAGAGGCAUCAAAUGACCUUAUCUACGUGAGGAACCUUUUUGACCAUUUUCAUUUAUUAUACAAAAAUGACAUAUUACUUCAACCCAUGUCCGAGCAUGAGUUUAGUACUUAUGUUUGGACCCCAUUGCUCAAAAAUGCGUUUCUCGGGAGGGAAGAUUUAAAAUUAAGCUGUGGUGAGCUGGCAUCUAGAUCGUACAAAAAGCUUAAGGAAGUGUUGAAUAUUGCCAACCGAAGUGCUCUAAACUCAAUGGAAAAGGAUUCCUUAAAUCCUUGA
Messenger RNA from Funneliformis caledonium, 750 nucleotides. Lineage: Eukaryota; Fungi; Glomeromycota; Glomeromycetes; Glomerales; Glomeraceae. The record is from the annotation of a GenBank genome assembly.